This is a messenger RNA of Gamsiella multidivaricata, 515 nucleotides long. RefSeq lists its product as uncharacterized. The coding region runs from base 165 to 464 and encodes 99 amino acids. The record is from RefSeq and is a predicted model, not a curated record. The transcript has a single exon. Lineage: Eukaryota; Fungi; Mortierellomycota; Mortierellomycetes; Mortierellales; Mortierellaceae.
AAAUGGGUCAACUCAGGGCAGGUAUAGUACUUUAUAUCGCUCCACUUUAAAACUAUGCCUCAGUUCCCACUAUAAGAACUCCAUCUUCAUCCUUCUCAUUCUCUGCUUCAUUACCAAACAAACUCACCAAGACAUCUCCUCAAGACCAUCUCGAGCUUAACAUCAUGCGUUUCUCCUUCGUUGCCCUUGCCGUCCUCGGUCUCACCCUCAUCCAAGCUGCCCCUGCCGACCUUGAGAAGCGCGCCAGCGGCUGCUCAGGUGGAGAUCUUGUCAUUGGCGCACACGGACAAGUCAAUUGCGGACUGUGCACUGUCACCAACACCUCGGACCAACAGCAGGUCAUGUACGCGAACGACAACGCUCCAGCCCUCACCCAAUGCAAGCGCAUCAACUACUGCUUCCAGAAGUUCAACUUCCAGUACUGCGGCGACUAUGAAUACCCUUGCAAAAAGGGACUUUGCUAAACAACGAUAAUUUCACUCCUUCUGUCUCUCGCUCAGCACUCCAAAUGAUAG